Molecule: messenger RNA, 9990 nt
Organism: Closterium sp. NIES-65
Lineage: Eukaryota; Viridiplantae; Streptophyta; Zygnematophyceae; Desmidiales; Closteriaceae
Source: the annotation of a GenBank genome assembly
AUGGAGGCACACACACCAAGUAGCGGCGGCAUGGCCACGCGAUGGGAAAUGAGUCCGCGGAUGUCGCGCGGCCGACAAGAAGAGCGAGGCCGAUUCUGGGGCUCCAGCAGGAAGGAAUCCUCAUCGCCCCGUGAAAGGUCCCCCUGCCUUGCGCAAUCCAGCUCACGCGUGCAUCCCAGCCCGCUGAAUCUCCCGGUCGGCGCAUCUCCCCUCGCUGGUCCCCCAGCAGCGGAGGCUUCCCCGUCGCGGGGCGGAUGGGGCGCGAAGUGGGCGUUCUCGGGGCGCCGGUCCAGCCCAAGGCGCGCGCGUUCGAUGUCUCCCGUUCCGCGCAGGGGGAAGGAAGCCCCGCCUAUAACGGUUACUACGGCAGCGAACAGUUUCGCGACGCCAGGCCCAACUCUCCCCGCGCGUCGCGUGGGCAGGCUCUGGUCAGCCGCGCCGCCACCGCCGGCAGCGCACAUGCAAGGACCGGCCGGGUCGGCGGCGCAUGCUGGGGAAGUCGCGGCUCGUCAUACACCGGAAAGCGCCGCACAUCACGGGUUUCCGUGUUUAGCAGUUGGGGAACACGAGGUUGGGGAGAGACGGCGCGUGGCGCAAGGGCCAGGCGGACCGCACGUCGGAAGCUCCCCCGGCGCAGUUGCGGGCGCGGGAGCGGGCGGUGCGGGCCUGCUUGCGCUGCAGCUGCAGCUGCAGGAACGACAGCAAACGGAUGAGGACGAUUGCGAAGAUGGCUCACAUUACUUGGACUACGCGCACCAGCAAUACGGCGGAGUAACUCCACCGGAAAUGCCGCAGCGGAAGAAGAAAGCGGCGGUAUUCCGCGGAUGGUCGUACCUGAUCAAGGCGCUCUCCCGCGGGAUGCGGAAGAGCAAGCAGCGCGGGCGCAGCCCCAGCCCUGACAAGCGCGCGCCGUACGCGGGGGAAGGCGCAGGUGGAGGCGCAACUCCGUCUCCGCCUCCACGGGCAUUCGUGCGCGUGGGCGAAGAGGUGAUCCCGGUGCAGCCGGGGCAGGUGCAGGAGCAGGUGCGCGCGCUGGAGCGGCGCAUUAACUUCUCCGAGGAGGCGGAACCCCGGACGCCCGAGAUGCGCGCACAAGCGCCUUUUGGAACGGUUCUACCCGCGGUGGCGGACGGCGGAAGCGUUGCGCAAACUGGGGCAGAAGGGGGGAAGAAGGAAGGAGGAGUUGCGCUGGUGGAUGUGGGGCGAGUGGGACUGGGGGGAAGCCGCGGAGCGGCGCAAGGGGAAGGUGGCGCGCGGGCUAGACCCGCGCUUGUGGGGAGUUUGCGCUCAUGGAACAACGAGGUGGGGGAGGAAAAGCGCGAUUUGGGAGACGCGGAGCAAGCGGGGGAAGAGACUGCGGAGGCGGAAGGGGAGCGGAAGCUCCGCGCUGGCGCUGCGGCUGCUAAAGCGGCUGCGGCUGAGGGAAAGAGUGAUUCCGCCACGUCGUCGGCAGUUGCACCGGCCAUCGGGUGGGGGAUGGGGUUCAGAAGCGCGCGCAUGGUGCUGCAAGCGCAAACCACGGGCGGUGAGACGGAGGAGGCGGAAGAGGACGAGGAGGAAGGAGAGGCGGCGGUUUCGAAACGCGUGGAGGUAGAAGAGGAGGAGGGGGAGGCGGAAGGAAAGGCGGAUACCGGGGAGGGAAAAUCGGACAUCGUGGAAACGGCGAGCGCAGCUGGAGUGGCAAGUGCGGCGGACGUGCAAGGCUACGCGGCUCUUGCGGACAGAAUCGAUGUCGAGGAUAUCACUAGCGAGGACGAAGCCGACGCGGGCAAUCCAGCAGUACAGGAAGAGGAGGACGAGGAGGAGGAAGAGGAGGGGGACGGCGAGGAGGAAGAGGAGCGGAUCCGCGAGAUGCUGCGCAGCGGCGUGGGCGCGGGCGUGUUGCGCGCGAGCGGGAACUGGCUGGAGCAGGUGGCGGCGGCGGAGCGGGACGGCGCGGUGGACGUGGCGGCGCGGCUGCUGGAGCUCGCCAAGGAAUGCGGCGCGCAGCCGGAGCAUGAGAUCGACGAGGCUCGAGCGGUGUUCUACCAGCGCCACACGCACCUGCGCCGCCCCGCUACGCUUCCUUCUCCUGCCCCUGCUGCUGCUGCUGCUGCUGCUCCUGCUGCUGAAGCUGUUGCUGCUGCUCCUGCCAACAAGGAAUGGCGGGGAGGCGAGGAGCAACAGAGCGGGAUGGAGAUCGAGGUCGAAACAGAAGCCGCAGCGGCAGCAGCGGCAGCGGCAGACGCAGGUAGCGGCGCUACGCCAGAGAAGCUCGGUGGUGUGAGCAGCGAUGGCGAUGCUGCUGCAGAAGGAGGGUGUGGUGAGCAAGAGGAGGCUGACGCAGAGAGCGAGGCAGAGGCGGCGAGCGCGCCUGCUCCGACCCCUGCUGAAGAGCAAGGCACUCAGGCUCGUUGGGAGGAGGAGGAAGAGGAGGAGGUGGUGGAGGAGGAGGAGCAGGGGGCGGCGGAGGAGACGAUGGUGGUGGAGGGGAUGAAUCUAGAGGACAUUGUGAAGGCCGCAGAGGAGGAGGAGGAGGAGGAGGAGGAGGAGGAGGAGGAGGAGGAGGAGGAGGAGGAGGAGGAGGAGGAGGAGGAGGAGGAGGAGGAGGAGGAGGAGGAGGCGGAAGGCGAUGAAGGGGAAACGAAAGGGGAGAAGGAUGAGGAGGGGGAGAUGGAGGAAAAAUCACUGGAGAAGGAGGAGGUUGUGAUAGAGGCGGUAAGGGAGGAGGAGCAGGAGGAGGAUGCGGAGGAGCACGGCUGCUCUGCUGAUGCUGUUGACGAUACUGAUGCUGCUGCUGUGAGUUUGUGGCCGUGUUUGGGCAGUGCUAACCCUCAGGAUGAUGAUGAUGACCUCUCCGCGCUGCUGGCCUUGGCUGUGGAGGACGCUGCGCCAGACACGGAGCAGGCGGAGCAGGAGGAGGAGGAGGAGGCGAGGGACGAGAAGGAGCAAGUGGAGGAGGGGGGGAGGAAGGAGGAGGUGGGAGAAAGAUGGGCGAGAGAGGAGUACGAGAGGGCCGGGGAGCAGGAACAAGGAGCGGUUGUGAUGGAAGAUGGGAGGGAGGAGGCGGACGAGGAUGAGAGGGACUCGGAUGAUUGCAGCAGCAGCGCAGCACAGCUGGAGGACCUCGGCGUGGCUUCUGGCGCUGCUUCUCCUGCCGCUUCUCCUGCUGCUUCUCCUGCUGCUUCUCCUGCCGCUUCUCCUGCCGCUUCUCCUGCUGCUUCUCCUGCUGCUUCUCCUGCUGCUUCUCCUGCUGCUUCUCCUGCAGCUUCUCCUGCCGCUUCUCCUGCUGCUUCUCCUGCCGCUUCUCCUGCCGCUUCUCCUGCCGCUUCUCCUGCCGCUUCUCCUGCCGCUUUUCCUGCCGCUUUUCCUGCCGCUUCUCCUGCUGCUUCCCCUGCUGCUUCCCCUGCCGCUUCUCCUGCCGCUUCUCUUGCCGCUUCUCCUGCCGCUUCUCCUGCCGCCUCCCCUGCCGCUUCCCCUGCCGCUUCCCCUGCCACUUCCCCUGCCGCUUCCCCUGCCGCUUCUCCUGCCGCUUCCCCUGCCGCUUCCCCUGCCGCUUCCCCUGCCGCUUCCCCUGCCGCUUCCCCUGCCUCUUCCCCUGCCGCUUCCCCUGCCUCUUCCCCUGCCGCUUCCCCUGCCGCUUCCCCUGCCGCUUCCCCUGCCGCUUCCCCUGCCGCUUCUCCGGCUGCUUCCCCUGCCGCUUCCCCUGCCGCUUCUCCUGCCGCUUCCCCUGCCGCUUCUCCUGCCGCUUCCCCUGCCGCUUCCCCUGCCGCUUCUCCUGCCGCUUCUCCUGCGGCUUCCCCUGCCGCCUCCCCUGCCGCUUCCUCUGCUGUAUCCCCUGCUGCUGCUCCUGCGGCGCCGCUGUCUCCGGCGCUGCCGUUCUGCGACCUGACGGCGUCGCUGGAAUUCGACAUGCUGCUGUCGUCCGUGGAGUUCCUGUCGCCCGACCAUUCGCUGCGACUGUCCACUGCGUCUGCUGCUGCUGGUGCUGCUACGGGUGCUGCUGCUGGGGCGUUGGGAGCACAUGCUGCGGCCGACGAAACGGAUGCUGCUCUGUUCCUUAGCUUUGAAACCUCUUCUGACGCUGAUGCUGAUGCUGAUGCUGAUGCUGAUGCUGCUGCAGAUGCUGCUGUUGCGCAUGCCGCCUCAGAAGGACUCGUUGAGGCGGAGGAGGAGGAGGAGGAGAAGGAAGAGGCGAAGGACGGAAGUGGUGAGGAGGAGGUAAUACAUGGCGUUGAUGUGGCAUGGCUGGUGGACGGUGGGGGGGUGCAGGAGGAGGAGGAGCGGGGAGAGGAGGAGGAGGAGGAUGAGGAAGAGGAGGAAGCGAGUCAUUUAAGCAAGGAGCAGGAGGAGAGUGAGUCGCAGGCGACGGUGGAGGAAGUGUCGGCAUGGGAAGAAGUGAGCGGAGUAAGCUCGGAGACCGGGGCUGGUGGUGGGAUGGCGGAGGCGCACGAGUCAGCUGCCGUAGACGAGGAGGAGGUGGAGGAGGAGGACAGGGAGGAGCGGGAAGAGGAGGAGGAGGUGCAGGAGGUGCAGGAGGUGCAGGAGGUGCAGGAGGUGCAGGAGGUGCAGGAGGUGCAGGAGGUGCAGGUGGUGCAGGUGGUGGAGGAGGUGGAGGAGGAGAGUGAUGAAGAAGCAGGCGGGGAGGAAUUUGAAGUGUUUGUGGCGGAUGGUGCUGCUGUGCAUGAGCAGACACUGCCGAUGGAGGUGGCGCUCUGCGAGAGGAGAGAGGAGGACGAGGAGGGAGAAGAGGAGACGGGUGAGGAUGUUGAAGAUGCAGCGGCGGCAGAGGCAGGAGCAGCAGCGGAAGAUGCUGCUGCUGCGUGGUGGGAAGUUCAAGCUACUCCCUUGACAGAAGCACAAGUGGACGUGCAGUCGGACGAGGCUGAGACGGAGGAGGCUGAGAGGCUCGAGGUCGAGAGGGAGGUUCGACAGCUAUUGGUGCUGGAGGAAGAGGCGGAGGAGGAGGCGGAGGAGGCGGAGGAGGUGGAGGAGGUGGAGGAGGUGGGGGAAGAGGAGGAGGAGGCAGAGGCCGCAGCUGAGGCGUACUUUGAGACGCCAAAAGCCGUGCUUGAGGGGAUGGAGGAGGCGGGCGAGGAGGUGCAGGAGGAGGUGGGGGGUGAAUGGGAAGCCUCUCUUGCGGACGAUCACUUGAGCGAGUGGGAUGAGCCGUCGUCCUCGUCCAUGCUCCUUGACCUUGCGUCUGGGAGUGGCCAGGAGGACGCUGCUGCUCCAGCUGCUGUGACUACACCACAUGCAGUGGCUGCUUCUGUCGACGCCGUUAAUGCUGUAAGCACUGAUGGUGUGGUGGAUGCUUCCAAUGCUGACGCCGAGCCGGCGCUGCUUGAUGCCUCCGUGGCCGAAGCCUCUGGAGUUUCGGAAGGAGAGGCAGCAGCAGCAGCAGCAGUGGAGGAGAGCGGAGAGGUUAAACAAGCAGGCGUGGUGGUGGUUGCGAGAGGCAUGGCGGCGGAGGAGGAAGAGACGAAGGCGGAGGGAGCGGAAGAGGAGGAAAAGGAGGAGGAGGAGGUGGCGAGUGAGAGGUUUGAGAUGUCUGAGUUGUUGACAGACGAGACGGGAGGCGAGGAAUGUGAGGGGGAUGGGAGAGAGGAAGCGGAGGAUGGAGUGGAGGGAGAGGAGGGAGAGGAGAGUGGAGAGGUGGAAGUUGAGGAGCAGCAGCGGACGGCAAAGGUGCAAGCUGAAGCAGGGCUGGAGGAGGAGGUGGUGGUGGUGCAUGGUGACGGGGAGACGAAGGACGAGGAGGACGAGGCAGAGGAAGAGAUGGAGGAGGAGGAGGAAGUGGAAGAAGACAAGGAAGAAGAGGAAGGGGAGAAAGAGGAGCAGGAAGAGGAGGUGGAAGUAUACGUGGCAGAGAUUUCGGAUGUGGAAGGUGGGGUGUCAGGUGCGGUGGAAGACGAGAACGUAUGGUCUGCGGAGGAGAUAGCAGCGGACGAGAAAGCAGCACACAAGAGUGACGGCGCGGCAGUUUUGGAGGUGCUGGAGGCAGACGAGGAGGAGGAGGAGGAGGCACGUUGGGAGGAGGGAGGGAGGGACGGAGAGCAGGCGGAAGAGGAGGUGGAGGAGGCUGGUGAGUUGUUGCGUCUCACAGGGGAUGGUGUGAUGGGAGAGGAAGAGGUGGAAAUAAGGGAAGGGACUGCGACAGUGGGAGUGGAAGAGGCAGUUGGGGAGGGAGGAUCAGUGGCGGAGGAAGAAAGAGUGGAGGAGGUGCAGGAGCAGGUUGAUACAGAAACAGGAGUGGACAUGCAGGAGGCGGUGCUGACAGGGAGAACGCACGACGCUGGGAACGCGCGUGCAGUGGAGGAGGCGGAAGAGAAGGCGGAGGAAGUGGAGGUGGAGGGGGUAGCAGAAGGAAGAGUGGCAGAGGAGGCUGCGGUUACGGCAGGCGAGGAGGAGGAGUUGGCAGUAGAGGCGGAGGUGGCGGUAGAGGAAGAGGCGGAUCUGGAUUUGGAGGCCCUGGUUGAAGCGUUCGGAGAGGAUGGUGACGGGGAAGAGGAAGUGGGAGAGGACGAAAAGGAAGAGAUGAAAGAGGUGGAAGAGGAGGAGUGGGAGACGGCGAUGCAAGGGCUGGAGCAAGCCGCAGAGGAAGUGGCGGCCGAGGAGGUGGAAGCCGAGGAGAAGGAUGAGAUUGAUUCAGAGAAGCAGGAGGAGGAGGAAGAGGCAGUGGGAGGAAGGGAAAGUGGGGCGACAGACGCGGUGGAGGACGGGAGUGAGGCGACUAGAGCAGAGGAGGAUGAGAGCGAGCAAGUGAACGGAGUGGAGGGGGUGAAAGAGGAGGCUGCAGAGGAGGAGGCGAGUGAGGAGGAGGGUGAGGAAAUGGAAGCAGCAGUUGCAGUGAGUGAGGUGGCUUGUGCAGUGCGGGAAGAGGCGGAUGAGGAGGUAUCCGAGGGCGAGAGGGACGUGGAGGGAGCAGAAGAGUCAGAGAGUGGCGGUGAGGGGGAGAGGGAGAGCGGAGGAGAGGAGGGAGAGAGCAAUGCAUUGGUGGAAGCAGCUGGUUGGGAUGAGACCCAGGUUGGUGCGGUGGAAUGGGGGCGCACAGAGAGAAUGGAGGAGAAGGUUGAGGAGGAGGUGGAGGAGGAGGAGGUGGAGGAGGAGGAGGUGGAGGAGGAGGAGGUGGAGGAGGAGGAGGUGGAGGAGGAGGAGGUGGAGGAGGAGGAGGUGGAGGAGGAGGUGCAUGCUGAGGAGGUAGAGGAGGAGGAGGUGCAUGCUGAGGAGGUGCAUGCUGAGGAGGGGGGUAAAGAAGAGGAAGCGGAAGAAGGGGAGGGGGAGGAGAGAAAGGAAAAGGAAGAAGUAGAGGAGGGGGAAAUGGGAGUUGGUGGUUUGCGUGAUAGUGUGAGUCUGGUAGGAGUGGACGAGCUGAUGAUGCUGAUGGAGGAGGAGGAGGAGGAGGAGGAGGAGAAGCACGAAGAGAAGGAGCUGGUGUGCCCAGAAGAAGACGGAGAGAAAACUGAAGUAGAGGCAAGGGAGGCGGAGAGAGGGCCGGAGGGAGCAGAGGAGGUGGAGCAAGAGGCGGUUCUGGAGGGGGUGGAAGAGGAGGAGAAUACCAUUGUUGCUGAAGGCGAGGUGGGAGAGGAGAAGGCGGAGGAAAUGGUGGAGGAGGGCGAGGAGGAGAAGGUGGUUGCAGAGGGGAUGGAAACAGCCGAGGUAACACGAGUGGAGAAGGAGGCGAGUGAGGAGGAGGGUGUGCAGGGAGAGCAGGGAGAGCAGGGAGAGAUGCUACCAUCGCAGGCUGAUGAAGCCUCUUUGGCAGUGGAGAAAGCAGUGGCGCAAAAAUGUUCAAUCGCCACUACCACUGCUGCAGAAAAGGAGGAGGAAAAAGCCCAAGGAGUAGAAGCCCAGGGGAAGGAAACUGGAGAGGAGGAGGAAGAAAGGAAGCAAGGGUGGGAGGCAUCAGGAAGUGUAUGGGAUGAUGAGGAUCUGGAGAGCGGUGAUGGGCAUCUGAGCGACGUACUGGGGCCCAUGAGCCCGCCCUCCCACCCCACGUCUCUGCCCACUUCGUGCUUCACGUCGCCCCCCUCUCGCCACGCGGUCUUCCCCACUGAUCGGCUUCCUGGUGGCAGCUGCAGCUUCUCAGGCCGAACCAAGCACGGUGCUGGUGCGGCUGCCGCUCCUGCUGCUGCUGGUGGUGCUGUGCCUGGUGCAUCGGCUGGGAAGGAUGCGGCAGCAGCGAUGGACGAGGAGCAGCGGAGGAGGGCAGAGGAGGCGGAGGACGAGGCGGCAUGGGAGGCACUCAUACAGAGCGAGAUGGACUGGGAGGUGCUGUAUGGGGGGUACCUCACAGGAGGGAGUGCGUCGGGCAGUGUGUGCAGCAGCAGGCGCGGCGCCAUUGCAGCAGCGAUUGCUGCAGGAGGUGGUGCUGACGGCAUGGAUUGUGGCGCCAGUGAGUGUGGCAGCAUCAACUGGCAGCAAUUCGACACGGCCAGUAUGUACGAGUAUGAGCAGGAGCAGCAGCACAAGAGCCCUCUAGUACUGGCAGCUGCAGCUGCCAAGUCUGCUGUGGAAGCUGCCAAGGCAGCAGGAGGAAGAGUAGCAGGUGGUGGUGCUGGAGCCAGAGGAGCAGGCGCCAAGGCAGGCGUGAGAACCCAGCAGCAGCAGCAGUUUCCCCGCUCUAGCAGUGCGGAUCGAGCAAGCAUCCGGCAGAGAGCCAACCCGCAUCAGCAGCAGCAGCAGCCUUUCUCCUCGCCCAGCCGUGUGCAUUCCAACGGCAGCGCCAGCAGCGGCAGCACCAUGAGCGGUGUCAGCGGGUCGGGAUACAGGCAAGGCAGCUACAGCAUCAACAACACCACCACUAGGGGCAACACCGUGGGCAGCAGCGGCAGCAGUAGCACACGGGCGUCACCUGUCCAUCUGGGUGCAACCCGGGGAGGUACUGCCUCUCUCUCUGCCCGCCACUACCCAGCUUCUGCUGCUGGGUCUCCCCUCCUCUCCUCCUCCGCCCGCACGUCCCCCAGACAUUCGGGAGCUGGGAUGGAGGCACUAUUGGGAAUGGAGGCUGAGGAGAAAGGGUUCCUAUUGGAUGAGCCCUUGUCCCUCUAUGGCUGCAAGACUGCCCCUGCUGCGGCUGCUCUGCAUGCCUCUGCUACGCAACCGUGCAACCAGAAGCAGCAGCAGCGGCAGCUUUCUAUGUCGCAGGUUUCACCGAGAAUCGGCCGUGGAUCAUCAGCAUUUGUGGGGGCGCAUUCGCUCUCUGCUGCUGCUUCUCCAAGGUCCGCCACUGCUGCCGCUGCCGCUGCUGCUGGUGGGUUUGGAAGCAGUGGUGGCAUCGGCAGUGGUGGCAUUGGCAGCGGUGGGAUUUCCUCUGCGGCCAGCAUUGCUGCGGCCAUGUCCCCUCGUGCAGCCAGUGUGUGUGGCAGCAGCACUACUUUCCUCAACCCUGCCACUGCCUCUGGUCUGAUCAGCCCUAGGUCGACGGGUAUGCUAAGCCCUCGUGCCAGCCUCACCCAAUCCCGCUCCUUCUCUCACUCAUACCACCACCACCCGUUUGCCGCCCCUCCUCCUGGUAUUGACGACCCUGCUGGUACCAUGCAGGCGGUUGCAGCAGCAGCUGCUGCUGCCACUGCAGUGGCGGCUGCUGCUGCAGCUGCAGGCCCCAAGGCAGGGUACGGUGGAGCAAGGACCGGGGGAGCAGGAAGAGGAACUGGGUUGAAUGGGCUUGGUCGCUCACCUGUUCGGGGAGCAGGUGUGGGACGAGCAGGACUGGGUGCUGGUAGUAGCAGUGGUGUGGGAAUGAUGGCUGAUGAGAGGAGGCGGGCGUCACCGGUGCCUGGGGGAGAGUUGGUGGUGGCGCUGGAGGUGCAGGGUUUGCAAGCAGCAGCAGCGUCGGCGGCGGCGGCAGUGCGUGGGCCGCCAAGCCUCCUAGCCCGCGUAGUCCCAGCCCGGGAGACAGACUUCCGUGGGGGGGAGCACCAGGUGGGACAGCUGGCGCAAUGGGCCGUGGACGUGGUUCACCAAGGCCAGGAAGGAAACUAUCUGCUCCCACCACAUCAUCAAGAUUGA